CGCCCCCAAACGAGAAUCGGAUCUGAGGCAGCCGAAGGUGGAGCACUUGAGAGAAGGAAGGAGGAAAGAUUGACGACGAAAUGGGUUUCAUGAAAUAGAAACGGGUUAUACCGGAAAUUGAUGGAUAAUAUCCACUUUAAUUUUAUAUUAAUUUCCGCCACGUGCCGUGAUGUGAUUGGGCCACUUACCCAGGUUGGAUGAACUUCAUCCAACUCAGGUUGGACCCAAGUAUUGUCCUUACGAAAAUGCUUAUUGGACUUGGGUUUGGUUACACACACAGCAGAAAUAAGCUUGGAACACACAAUAACACUCCUCCUUCCCCAUAUAAUACCUGACACACAGUGUCACACACACACUAACACACAGUAUAUAUGAGAGAGUGGUCAGUAUUAAACCAUUCUAAUUUCUACCACCCAACCAAACCAUGGUGGUUGUGACUUCCACUACCACUUUAUCUUCUCUCCAAGCUCAGACCUCUCCUUCUCUGCUCUAUCUUCGCCAUCGUUACAGAAACCCUAAAAGACCCAAUACCUCCAAAGUAUCAAACUCUAAUGGGGUCUUAUCCAUUAGAGCUUACAUGGAGAAUGAGAACUCAAUUUCUGGUUUUGCCAACAAGGUCAUCGGUGCACUGCCCCUUGUUGGCCUGGUGGCCAGAAUUCUGAGCGAUGAAGGCGGUGUCGGCACCGACACCGUCGAUUUCGCAGAGUUCCGGCGGAGGGUGGGGAAGAAAUGCAACAUCACCGACUCGAGAGCUUUCAUUGAAUUUCGAGAUAGGCGAGGCAGGUCAGGGGAUCCAUUGUAUGUGCUACUGUGCUGUUGGUUAGCGGCGGUUGGUGCUGGUCUGCUGAAAACUGAGGAAAUUUUGGAAGGGGUGGCGAGGCUUCGGCUUUCAAAUGAUAUCGAGUUUGAAGAGGAGAAUUUUAUUUCUAUGAUGAAUGAAGCAAAAGAGAAGCGGGCAAAGCUGAGGGUUCCUACACCUGCCGUCCCAUUGGAGAUUAGAGCCGAGAAAGCUCUUGAAGCUAUUUAUGUGUGUUGCUUUGGGAGGGACCCUGUAGAAGAAGAAGAUGAGAGAUUACUACGUGUCAUGCUUAACGCCGUUUUUCCCUCAGUUGGUCAAUCAAAGAUAGAUAAGAUGGUCGGAGACAAGGCAAAGAAAGUAGCUGAAGGUAGUGAAGAAGGCAACGUUCCAGAGCCAAAGCCCUUAUCAAAAGAAGCCGUGCAGAUGCAAAUGAAGGACCUUCAGUUUCUCAGACAAAACAGUGAGACUUAACAACUUGUUGCCUUUUUCGCGACUCUCUUCGGAAAUUUUAUGAAGCUGUGGUAAACCAGAGGAGUAUCUUGUACCGUGUGAUGUAUAAUUUUGGAACAAAUGCUUGAAGCACAUAAGAAGUUGAUACUUUGUUGGAAUACAGAACUUUCUUGCUUUACUAAUAAGUAGCGGUUGUGAUUGAUAAUUUUACAGUA
Molecule: messenger RNA, 1464 nt
Organism: Cornus florida
Lineage: Eukaryota; Viridiplantae; Streptophyta; Magnoliopsida; Cornales; Cornaceae
Product: photosystem I assembly factor PSA3, chloroplastic
Exons: 3
Coding region: 425-1270 (281 amino acids)
Biological process (GO): photosystem I assembly
Source: RefSeq, a predicted model, not a curated record